Molecule: messenger RNA, 274 nt
Organism: Serpula lacrymans var. lacrymans S7.9
Lineage: Eukaryota; Fungi; Basidiomycota; Agaricomycetes; Boletales; Serpulaceae
Exons: 1
Source: RefSeq, a predicted model, not a curated record
AUGUCGCAUCCUACCGCCCCGCCUUCCACCGUCCCUCUGACAAGCACAUUUCAAGCUCCCAUUUCAACUCACUACUCGGCUCCUCAACACUCAUACGGUUAUAUGUCAGGAAACUGGCCAUAUCAAUACCCGGUCCCCCAACAUCCCUCUGCGACGCAGCCCAGCUCGACGCAAUACACUCCUGCAUAUGCGUACCCAAGUUAUUAUCAUCAUCCCGCAUCAGUUGUAUCUCCAUACUCGCAGCAUAAUGGCUACAGUUACGCACCUCAUUAUC